Molecule: messenger RNA, 2897 nt
Organism: Myripristis murdjan (pinecone soldierfish)
Lineage: Eukaryota; Metazoa; Chordata; Actinopteri; Holocentriformes; Holocentridae
Gene: zdhhc8a
Product: zDHHC palmitoyltransferase 8a
Exons: 11
Coding region: 94-2484 (796 amino acids)
Biological process (GO): protein palmitoylation
Molecular function (GO): palmitoyltransferase activity
Source: RefSeq, a predicted model, not a curated record
GACAAACCGGAGCCGGGAUCUGCGGCUGCCGCUUGGCCGGGAGCGACCGGUGGGACUCAGGAGAUGAGCCUCUGAUGCCUGCUGAAGGACAGGAUGCCCAGCAGCGGCGCCGACACACCGAAGCCCAGCGCCCUCAUCCCGGUGUCCACCGCCGCCUGCCUCCUGGUCGGAUCCACCACCUUGUUCUUCGUCUUCACCUGCCCGUGGCUGGCUGUGACCGUCUCCCCCGCUGUGCCACCAUGCUGUGCCAUCCUCUUCCUUUUUGUGAUGGCCAACUUCACCAUGGCAACCUUUAUGGAUGCAGGUGUACUCCCAAUGGCUAACGAGGAUGAGGACAAGGAUGACGACUUCCGGGCUCCGCUGUAUAAGAACGUGGAUGUGAAGGGGGUCCAAGUCCGGAUGAAGUGGUGUGCUUCGUGCCAUUUCUACAGACCCCCACGCUGCUCCCACUGCAGCGUCUGCGAUCACUGUGUGGAGGACUUUGAUCAUCACUGCCCCUGGGUGAACAACUGCAUCGGGAGGCGGAACUACCGCUACUUCUUCCUGUUUCUGUUGUCGCUGACGGUGCACAUGGUGGGCGUCUUCACUUUCGGCCUCCUGUAUGUCCUGAACCACAUGGAGGACCUGUGGAAGCUGCACUGCACUGUCACUUUGGUGGUGAUUAGUAUAUCAGGGCUGUUUUUCAUCCCAGUGCUCGGCCUGACUGGAUUUCAUCUGUACCUGGUCUCCAGAGGACGCACCACCAACGAACAAGUAACGGGGAAGUUUCAAGGAGGAGUAAAUCCUUUCACACGAGGCUGUUGCAGCAACCUGGAGUAUCUGAUUUGCAGCCCCAUGUCUCCAAACUACACAGAGAGGGCCUGUAAGAAACCAGCAGUCAGAGUCCAGCCUCCCUUCCUGAGACCAGAGAUCGAGAGGCAGAUCCCAAUGAAGGUCAGGGACAACGGGAUCCAGAGCUCCGAUCUGCAAAAUAAAGGCUCCUCAGCUGGCAGCGUCGACUUGUCAAACAUCAAACGGCUCAACACUCCACCACCGCUGCCGCCCAAACCAGACCACGCUCUGCUGAAGAGCCAGCUAGCCGCCCUGGACGAGAUGGGACACCACACCAAAAGCAUCAUUCCUGCAUCCAUUCCAACUGUGCCACAGCUGCGACCGGUCCUGGAGGCGAUAUCCAGAGGCUCAUCACCCAUUCCUCCAGAGCAGCUGCUGAAGACAUCGGAGCUGCAGGGAAGUAACAAAAGUCCGGACCUCAAAACUGAUUCGAAACCCAGCCCUGGGAGAGCCAAACAGCAGGACCCUCUGCCCGUCCAGCCCAGCUUCCCCACCAAUCCUGUUUCCAGCCCGCUGCAGCUAAACUCUCUGACACUCAACUCCCGCUCCCUCACACUCAAACACAACUAUCGACACAGCAGCAAAUCCCAGCUGCCCGCUAUGCAUUCUGAGGCGCUGAUGUCCAACCCCAUGUUCUCCCCCUCUAACGUGCUCGCCAACCGCAGCAGCAGCCUCUCUUAUGAUAACCUCAUCAGCCCUGCAGACCCUCAGCUCAUGGCACAGAGAGGGGGGCCUCCAGUGGGCUACCAUCCCCACUUCAUGACCCUGGGCCCAGAUGGCUCCAUGGUGCAGCGGCCUCCUCCUCACGCCUACAGUCCAGUGUUUUUGGGGGUCACCAGACAUUCACCCCAGCCCAGAGACCCCUCUCCGUCUAUGCAAGGUCUCACCCCAAGAGAUCCGUCUCCUUCUUUACAGGGCUUCAUUCAAAGAGAACCUUCUCCCUCUUUUCAAGGGCUAAUGCCGAGGGACCUCGCACCCCAAGGCAUAACACUGCGUGACCUCGCCCCGCCAGGUCUGGCCUUGCGCGAUAUAACGUCACAGAGUCUGUCUGCUCGAGAACUCGGCCCGCAGGGUUUGACUCCUCAGAAGUCGGCUGCUGUGCGCUACGACAACCUGUCAAAAACCAUCAUGGCAUCUAUCCAGGAGCGAAGGGAACUGGAAGAGAGGGAGAGGUUGCAGCGUCUGCACGCCAGAUCCCAGGCCCUGUACGGCCCAGACACAGGUGUCUACGACAUCCCUAGCAGGCGGAGCCUCCCUCCAGACAACGUCCGACCCCGUGGACCAACCCCUCCGGCCUAUGGCUCCCGGGAAUUUCUAAUGAGUACUGGUAUACUUGGUUAUGGGAUCAGGAGUUCACCUCUUUCUAGCUCCUCUACGUCUUCUCUCACUCGUGGUCCAAAAACGUCGAGUUCACCUCUGCACAGCAGCAGCAGCAGCAGCCUGCAGAGCAAGGGCCGGUCCUCCUCUCCAGCCUACUGUCUUCCAGACAGACAGGCCCAGCCGCUCCCCUCCUCAGCAUCCACCCUGCCCCGUAUGCCCUCAUCCUCCACCUCCUCUGCAUCGUCCUACACCUCCUACAGCACCAUAAAACGAUCUUCACUCACCUCCUCCUCAGAGGGGAAGGACUCUGUCAGCCUGGGGGUCCUCAAAUAACAAAUAUUUGUUUCUAACGGUGUGAAUAACACCUCUAUGCAGUGUUAGCAGCAAUCUUCACAGCUCCCAAAUGCUUUGUAAAUAAGAGGCUGUCUGGGAUGUUCCUGUGUAGGAGGGUGUGUGAGAAACAGAAUUGUGCAAUGAAGGGAAAACUUUUUGCAAUAUUCUUACACAUGAUGAUGAUGAGUUUCUCCUGACUGUUGUUAAUUCAAAAAGUCGUGCCUCCUCUUACAGACAGAGAGAGAUCUAUAAAUUCAGUCAAAGCAGAAGAGCUGUGCGAAGAAUACUGAUGACCUUAUUGUUUGUUUGUAUGUUUUGAUAUUGCUCUUGUGAAACAAUCUAAUACCGCACGAUCAAAUUAAUUUGUCUCCCCAUGAAAAAUCCCUAUUUAGUAAUAUUUUGUAGCUGUUUGU